This is a messenger RNA of Trichomonas vaginalis G3, 387 nucleotides long. RefSeq lists its product as uncharacterized. NCBI's taxonomy places the organism in Eukaryota, Parabasalia, Trichomonadida, Trichomonadidae. Bases 1 to 387 code for a protein of 128 amino acids. The transcript has a single exon. The record is from RefSeq and is a predicted model, not a curated record.
AUGUUUGAUUUCUAUCCUCGCCAAGCUCAACUUGUAUUUGUUCCACGUGUUCCAGUUGUUAAAAUCGAGGCACCAGUAAUACCUCCAUGCCCAACACUCAAGUUGAAUGUUCCCUCAUUCACUUAUAAUAUCCCUAAGAUCCAAAUAAUCCCGUUUGAUACAAAAAUAUGCAACGGGGGAAAGUUCUCAACAACAGCUGAAGCAAUGGACUUCAUUGCUCAGCAUUGUUUGAAGUAUCACGGACAGAUCACCAAGCAGCUUCUAAAAGCCUAUCUUCCUUUGCUCCAUGUCUAUGAUCAAUGUGAAGGUGUUUAUUCACCUGCAACUCGCUUAUCCAGACGCGAUUUUGAGGCACAAUAUCGAAGAAUCACUCAUUCUUCAAACUAA